AAAACCGGUACGGACGUUAAAAAACCCUUAAUUUCAAGUUUCAACGCUUGGGCGUUUCGACUCGGGAGAGGCAGGGAGAGUGAGAAGGAUGGGUUUGAUCGGCUCAGCCCGAGACUCUGUUCGUUCGCUCCAGCUGAGACAAUUGUUGACACAGGCUAUCAAUCUAGGAUUGAUUGUGACAUCAGCCCUCAUAAUAUGGAAGGGAUUGAUGUGUGUUACUGGAAGUGAAUCACCUGUUGUAGUUGUGCUUUCUGGUAGCAUGGAACCUGGUUUUAAGAGGGGUGAUAUAUUGUUUCUACGCAUGAGUAAGGAUCCCAUUCGUACUGGGGAGAUUGUUGUAUUUCAUGUUGAUGGACGUGAAAUUCCUAUUGUUCAUCGUGUUAUAAAGGUACAUGAACGACAAGAGACCGGUGAGGUUGAUGUUCUCACGAAAGGUGAUAAUAAUUUUGGAGAUGAUAGACUUUUGUAUGCUCAUGGUCAGCUUUGGCUUCAGCAGCAUCAUAUCAUGGGGAGGGCUGUGGGGUUCUUACCUUAUGUUGGCUGGGUCACUAUCAUCAUGACUGAAAAGCCUAUCAUUAAGUACCUGCUAAUAGGUGCAUUGGGAUUGCUGGUCAUUACAUCAAAGGAAUGACGGGAGCGUGUUUCUUUGAGAAAUGAACUCUUUUGAGAAAUGAGCUUUGAACUUUAUUUCAAGUAGGGUAGGGACUUAAUCAUUUUUCUCCUGCCCUGUUUGUAAUAUUAAAUUGGAAACAGGUAAUUGUUGCGAUUUUUCUGUAAUGUGCUCAUUCCCUUUUAUGGGUUUACUAAUUUAUAUAACAUCCCUUGUUUUGCCUGACAA
Amborella trichopoda is the source of this 838-nucleotide messenger RNA. RefSeq lists its product as uncharacterized. Gene Ontology annotation, cellular component: membrane; signal peptidase complex. Gene Ontology annotation, molecular function: serine-type endopeptidase activity. Lineage: Eukaryota; Viridiplantae; Streptophyta; Magnoliopsida; Amborellales; Amborellaceae. The record is from RefSeq and is a predicted model, not a curated record.